This is a messenger RNA of Paramormyrops kingsleyae, 1616 nucleotides long. It is a transcript of the gene tafa2, whose product is annotated as TAFA chemokine like family member 2. The record is from RefSeq and is a predicted model, not a curated record. Gene Ontology annotation, molecular function: receptor ligand activity. Lineage: Eukaryota; Metazoa; Chordata; Actinopteri; Osteoglossiformes; Mormyridae.
GGUGCGGCGCCGCGGAGAGCGGAGCGCUUUCGCUGUCACCGAAGCUGUCGGGACGGAUUGAUGUAUCACACCUGCCGCAGUUACCAUUUCACUUGGCAAAGUGCCUUCGACAUAACCAGUAAUUUUACUAUUUUCACUUUUUUUCCGGUUCACGUGUGUUGGCACACGGAGGGUUGCCUGGUCGGUUUUGCUGCUUCAAGUUAAGUAGAAAAUCAUUGAAAAGAUAUUUCCAGAUAAAAAAGCACAAAUACCAUACAAUAAGAGAAGAGGGGAGGACUGGGCUCCGUCGCUACAGAUGUGUUGGUGAACAGCCGGAUUGCGCCGAGCGGCCGCUCAUUCAUGAUUUUUAAUUACUUUAAAAAAUCGGAUCGUGUCUGUAAAAGGAGCGGAUGCUUUCCACUGGGUCCUGGCUUUUAAACAUUUGUCUGGGGCUUUUCGAAGUCUCAGCCUGAUGAAGGGAAAAUAGACACAGUGGUUUUCGGGAGAGCAGAUGGAUUAAGCGUGGCUAUUUUCUGAAGUCAAGGUCGAGAGGCGGUAGCGGGGCACCAGGAUGAGUAAGAGAGUGACGCAGUACAAAGGCAGAAGGGCAUUAGUUCUAAUGAUCUGCAUCAUUACCCUGUGGGAGAAGGCGGUGGCGGCCACAGGCAGCCAGAAAGUGCAGCACGUCCGGACCGGGACCUGCGAGGUGGUGGCCAUUCACCGGUGCUGCAACAAGAACAAGAUCGAGGAGCGCUCGCAGACCGUCAAGUGCUCCUGCUUUCCCGGGCAGGUUGCCGGAACCACCCGAGCCGCGCCCUCCUGCGUCGAUGCCUCCAUCGUGGAGCAGAGGUGGUGGUGUCAAAUGCACCCCUGCUUGGAUGGAGAGGAGUGCAAAGUUCUGCCUGAUCUCAAAGGCUGGAGCUGUGCCACUGGUAACAAGAUCAAGACCACCAAGAUUUCCUCGGACAGAGACCAGCUUUGGUAACCUUGACAUCGCAAAGUUGCAGUCCCAGGUAGAGUAAUGCGACGGCAUCAAUCAACUGUGUAGCUCCAAGUUUCCUGUAAAUAUAAGUGGUUGGCGAGGUGAAGACCCCGCAACCUCUUGGCUACUGAGAUGAACUGAACAGACCACAUGGAGCGGCUUGGAGAAAGACAAUGAAAGAAGCAGCGAUCAGGAAAGGAGACUGUCCACUACAGUUCUACGGUCUUUGCAGCGUUGGACAAGUUUAUGUCUUUUAUAAACAAACGACCAGUUCUUCUCAUAGUCGUAUUUCUAAUGGUAACCCUAAAUUGUCAUUGAGUAUGGUGGUGAACCAAACAAUUAACAACCCACAUAUACAUAGUAACUAAGUGCUCAGUUUGGUUAUGAAGCUUCUUUCUCUGAAAUGCGUUAUGUGUACAGUAUAAGGAAAGCCUAGCUGUUCCCCAAAAAUGUUUCUGUUUUAUGAAGAUGAAAGGAUAUAUAGUAAAACUGGCUUUAAUUUAAAGAGCCAGAUUAUUGAAAGCCGACUAAUUAAUAUAUACUUAUUUAAUGAUGCUUUUUCAGCUGGUUGCUAUUUUCUUCCCCUCGCUGAUGCAUUUUUACUUGUGAAGUGAUCAAUAACAUUAUAUAAUAAUAAAUUAUGGUUGUAAUCAUU